Molecule: messenger RNA, 1371 nt
Organism: Oncorhynchus kisutch (coho salmon)
Lineage: Eukaryota; Metazoa; Chordata; Actinopteri; Salmoniformes; Salmonidae
Exons: 3
Coding region: 1-1371 (456 amino acids)
Source: RefSeq, a predicted model, not a curated record
AUGGAGGAAGACAUGGAGGGUUCAACGCUGACACAGAGGAGGGCUGAGUGUCAGUUGAAGGAAAGGGAGAUCCAGACAGACUACAUGAUGGAGCUGGGAGCCAGGUUGGCUCUGGUGAGACAGAUCCAGAGGGAGCAGGAGAAGGAGAUGAAGAGGAUUUGGUUUGAGACGAGGAAAAUGCCAAGCCUGAUUGAGGAGAAUGUGAGAGAUGUGACCAACCGUCCACUCACUGAGUUCAUGGCUCCCUGUAUUGACUCCCUCCCACCACUGGCUUUCACCAAUCGGAGGCCUAUACCAACCAUGUUGCAUCCCCCCUCUCCAUUGGCCAUACGCACUCAGGAUGCACAGCGGUUCAUUGUAUUCUCCUACUUUGUCCCUGCUGAGUGCCCAGGUUCCACAGAGGCCACUGCAGAUGUAUCUGCUGGUACAAGAGAGGACUUAUCGACAGAUACACAUCUAUCCUCAAAGCUGCAUCGAUACCUGCCACACUUCUUUAACGAUGACUCCAUUCCACCACAGCAGACAGUAGAGGGAACCACUGAGGUCUCAGUUGCUCCAGUGGCAAUAUCUAAUAUCAAGGAAGAGGACAGAUUCUAUCCUUUCUCCCUCCCACCACUGGCUCAGCGGCUCAUUGGCAAUUCAUUCAAUGUCCCGGAAACAUCCCAGCUUGCUGUUUCAGCCACGGAGUGCCGAGUUGCCACAGUGGACACUGCAGGUACAGCAACUGUCAAGAGAGAGAACCGAUGGGCAGCUAGAAUUCUUCCUUCAGUGCUGCCUCCAUGCCUGCCACCAGUCAUUGACAUUGACUACAAACUGCCAGGGGCGGCAGUAGAGGGCACCAGCAAGUGUCCAGUUGCCAGUGAAGUAGCCGCUUCCGUAUCUACUGUCCUCCAAGACGAGUUUUUGACUGAUAAAAGUCCUCCUGCACCCACAUCACUGCCUCUAAGGCUGCCCUGGACCCACAUUGACCACAAACACCCAGAGGAGACCGUUGAGAACACCACAGAGUGCUCAGUUGACAUAGGGGCAUGUGCAGUUGCAUCCACUGUCAAGAGAGAGGAAAUGAUGGGUGAUAAAAGCCCUGUCCAUGCACUUCCUCCAAGCCUGGCAUGCAUCCAUGACAAGGACCACAAGCAGCCAGAUCAGAAAGGGAGGGGCACUACUGAGGAGGUGGAUAUCUGUCCUCACGCUCAACAGCUGUUCUCAGAUGCUAACUUAACUCUGGCAACCCGCAAUGAUGAGCUGCCCACCCCUCUGAUCUGCGUGGUCACUAAGAUGCCUGUUAGAGUUGGAGCCUCCACAUGCAGUUCAGAGGGUGAGGAACCCAGGCCCUGGACCCUGGAAGAGGCAAAGUAUGGACCCAGGAAGUAA